Molecule: messenger RNA, 2251 nt
Organism: Galdieria sulphuraria
Lineage: Eukaryota; Rhodophyta; Bangiophyceae; Galdieriales; Galdieriaceae
Exons: 1
Coding region: 95-2230 (711 amino acids)
Source: RefSeq, a predicted model, not a curated record
AGACGACUCUUCUUGGGAAAUUGGGACAUUUAAAAUUUUUUUAAAAUCGUCAACGGUCAAAUUGAAUGUUAGACUGUUAAUUUGCCAAGUUCUCAUGAAAAUACAGCCGGAACAAACAUCUCUUUCAAGUGUUUGUGAACAGAAUAGACUUGCACCACAAACUAAAAAAGAAACCAACUGCCAAAAUGUAGACGAAAUAUCGAGAGAAAAGGAGCCAAAGAUAUCCGACGAUUCCUUAUCAUCCUUUCAACCAAACGAACAAGCAUUGCAGAGUAUUCUUUCUGAUACAGGCAUAGCCUUCUCAGCUUUAGGAGAUUUUAGCGGGAAGAAUUGGAGACUUACUGACAGUAAGUUGCCACUGCCUCGAAGGAUAACUAUUACAGGAAGGAGCUCUCUGAUUCAUCCCAGAAGGCAUCGAGUAGAAAGUCUACAAGAAGAAACAAGCCAGGAAGCCAACACACAACAGUCAAUGAAAGCUUCCUAUAAUUCUUUCAACUGUACAGACACUAUUCCAGAACGAGAAGUCAAAGACAAAGAAAAUCAACAGAGUUUCAUCUCCACUAAUUCAAAGAAUGUUGUUUCCAUACAUUCUCAGCCACAGACCAAACAAGAUGAGGAACACACUUUAGAUCCUAAAUAUGAACAAACAACUGCUAUCAAGAUGGAAAUUACGCCAGAGAUCGACAAGUACUCACAACUUCAUAAGAACAAAGGCAAAGCCAAGAGAAAAGAACAAAAGGAACAGCAAGCAGAAAAGGAGCAGAACUCGAAAGCGUCCUGUUGCUCAGAUCAAAACGAAUCUGAUCCGGCAAUUUUAUCUGAUUUAGCCAAUUUGAAUACUUUUUUAUCUCAUGCAGCAUCUAAUGUAUCUCAUGACUGGAAAUACUUUGGCACUGUCAUACGACAACUUUUGGAUCUCCAUGCAAAUGACGAAAAACGUAUUAAAGAGCUCGAACAUGAAAAUGUACUUUUAUUAAAUCGCAUAACAAACUGCGAACGAGAAGCCGCAUCUGAGCGCGAAACUACUAGAAAAGAAAUUCAGCAACUUCACGCAGAUCUUUCAAAGAGUGAAAACGAGAUCAGAAAAUUGAAAGAAGAGAUAAAGGAACAGAAGCGAAUUUAUACGGAGGAAACUAACAGUCUAAAGAAUGAGGUUGAAAUAUUGCAAACUAAGACAAACUUCAAGGUGGAUGAGAAAGCAGAUUCUCUACUGAAUGUUGAUGACGAAACUGAAAUCAUGAGUCGCUACAAUCGACUCCAACAAGUGCACAUAAAACCGAUGGGCGAGGAGUCAAAAGUAUCGGCGACAACUAAUGAUAUAGACAAUGAACGAAUUUCCAAGGAUGUCUCGACACCUUCCAAACAAGAAAACCUAUCUAACCAUUCUUUAGAGGCGAAAGAGUCCAAGUCAACAAGUAAUAUCUGGAAAUCACCUCAGGUUCAACAAGCAACUACGACUUGUUCUCCGUGUUCCACGAAGCACUCUUUCAAUUGUCAGACACCUUCACCGUCAAACAGAGGCAAACUCUUUCGUGAACCCAAAAGAGAUAUUUUCAAUCCAACCAGUGAAGCUUUCAAUAGUAAUGCAAGCAAGUUAGAUACUUCAGGCUCUUCGGAAAGACAGAUUCCAUCCAAAGAGAGAGUUGAAAGCUUUCUCUCGACUUCUUUUGAAGUGCAGCCUCAGUCUUUACAACAGAUUCUUUCCUGUGAAGUUCCCCUAUCGUCUCAGACAAGUCGUGGAACAACUCGUUAUAUGAGCUUCUACGAACCAACUUUCAAGCGUGACGAUAAGAAGGAGAGUUUACGAGAAGUGGAAGAAGAACCAGAUUGGAGACGUCUAACUCUGACUGCCGAGACUGCAAAUAACAAUUCACUCUUGAAAAGUACUCAAAAUACGAAAGAUAACGAAGAUCAGCUACUCGAACCUUGUGAUGCUCUUCUAUCGAGCUUAAGAGAAGAGCUCCGUGGUCCGCGAUAUCGCAAUAUGCGAGAUGCAUGGCAGAAUCUUUUUAAGCCAACGUGCAACAGGCUUAAACCAUCCUUGUUCUAUCAAGCUAUUCGAAAAUUACCUGCAGCCAAGCAAGUUUCUCAAGAAGUUUUGGAUGAACUCUUUCAGAGAAUUGUGCCAACUGCGAAAGAAACUCCCAGAGACUUGUGGGAAGACACCAUUGCUAUGGGUUGGGAACAUUUUGUUCGCUUAUAUCAAGGAAAUUUGCAUCGUUAUUAUUGAGUAUGGAACUCAAGAAUAGUG